AUGGAUUUAGUGCGCUUCCGCAUCACCAGAUCGUCACUCGAUUCCCCUCCUGCCAGACAUAUAAGGAGCCUCUUGCCGCCCGCCCCGCCCUCUCACACCUAUCCACCACUGGCCUCUAGAGGACAUCCGCCUGUCCCUUUUUCUCCUCCGACCUCGACCUCUCCCUCCAUCACCAUGACGUAUCGUCGCACCGUGACCACUCCCGGUGCUCCCCUGGUACAGACCUUCGUAAACAACGUCUACGUCCAGUCGGAGACCAACGUCCUCUUCGAUUCGCAUCACGACGUUGCUGAUGAUGCUCAACGCGACCUAGAGCUGCAGGCAUCCAUGCUUCGUGGCUUCCAGUCCAUCAGACGAGUGGAAACGAUGGUGCAUGGCAAGCGCGUAAGCGCCAAGGUCUCUUUCGAGAUUCCCCGAUCCCAGCUGCACGACUCCCUCCUUCAGUGUACCAGGCUACCGGGCUUCUGCGGCAUCCAAUUCGAACCCGACUUCAAGGCGGAGGAGAUCCAGAAACUCAUUGAUGCCCUCGCUAGCCAUCACCAGCCUACAGCUUCGACUUCGCCGGCUCAACAGCCUCACCUUGCAAGCACGGGCCCCGAUACACCUUCACGUACUCAAGACGACCACACGUCCACUUCGUCUCCUGCUCGACCUGACUUUGGAACGGCGUCGUCUCCUGUCCGUCGCACCUCUAUGUCAGCUUCCUCGCCUGCUCGGAACGACUUUGGACUGACAACCUCGCCCACUCGACCUGACUUGGGUGCAGCCUCUUCCCCUGCCCAUCCCGUCACUGGUCCCAGCUCCUCGCCUGCUCGACACGACUACGCCUCAGCUACGUCUCCUACUCGACACGAGCAUGUCUCAUUCUCGUCUCCUAUUCGACAUGACUUUGGCCCAGUCUCCCCCUCGGCCCCUCGCGCCGCAGGCCCGGCCUCCUCACCUGCACUGGACGACUUCUUUGGACUGGCCUCCUCGUCUACUCGACCCAACUUUGGCGUAGCCUCGUCCCCUGCUCAACAUGCUCCCGAUCCGAUCUCCUCGCCUCCUCGUGCUCCGGACGUAGCUGCGACGAGAAACGACGAGAUCCUCCUUCACCUCUCGCCAGCGGAGCGCUCGACGGCCUCUUUCUUCCAGCAACUGCAGCAGGCUACGGCCCCGGCCCCCACUAGCGGUCGCCCUCAGAUCGGCAGCGCGGCGGUCGGAUCCUUCAAUGGUUAUGCUGGAGUGCGUGUCGAUGUAGAGCCUAGACUCUGGCACUUCCUGGACGUCGGCCAUUCCAUGAACAUCCAAAUCCCCCUCGCCUUUGACUGCGUUCCCCUCCAUCGGCUUCAGGGGCUUCCGGACGACGAGCUUGUCAACGUUAUCGGCGUGGUCACGGAUGUCAAGCCUCUCGCCAAGCCUAGGGAAAAGCCUUACUGGGCUCUCAAGAUUGUUGGUGACUCGCAAGGCAGUAGCGUCACGACUGUCCGAGUCUUCCCUUACAAAGAGGCGCCCUUCCAGCUGGGUUCUCCCAUCCAAGUCAAGCGGAACGAUGUCGUUAUCGUACUGGCUGCUUCGCUCUACCAUCGAGGUCUCUCUGUGUUCGACUGCAGCUCCAUCUUCCUGUCGUCCAGCGCAUCUGUGCACAACGCUCUCGAGCUCCUCACUCGCGUGAACUGCUCUACCAAUUAG
Moesziomyces antarcticus is the source of this 1671-nucleotide messenger RNA. RefSeq lists its product as uncharacterized. Lineage: Eukaryota; Fungi; Basidiomycota; Ustilaginomycetes; Ustilaginales; Ustilaginaceae. The transcript has a single exon. The record is from RefSeq and is a predicted model, not a curated record. The coding region runs from base 1 to 1671 and encodes 556 amino acids.